Molecule: messenger RNA, 4070 nt
Organism: Labeo rohita (rohu)
Lineage: Eukaryota; Metazoa; Chordata; Actinopteri; Cypriniformes; Cyprinidae
Product: integrin beta-1
Exons: 17
Coding region: 346-2745 (799 amino acids)
Biological process (GO): integrin-mediated signaling pathway; cell-matrix adhesion; cell migration
Cellular component (GO): cell surface; integrin complex; focal adhesion
Molecular function (GO): C-X3-C chemokine binding; collagen binding involved in cell-matrix adhesion; fibronectin binding
Source: RefSeq, a predicted model, not a curated record
GGCUUGCCACUGCAACCCCAUCUCACAGUCCGCCGACCACAGAUAUACACGCAUUAACAAUCCGGCCCGAGGACACGCCGAGACGUGAAAGGGCGAGCUGUACUCUCUGCCCACACUUAGUCAUUUAUAUCUGCCCAGUUGUUAGUUGUAGGCAAGAGAAUCUCGUGUUUUAGUAGUUUACAACCAGCUGUUGAUUCAAAGUAGCCCACGGAAACAAAGACUCCACAGACAGGGACGAGCAACUGGACUGUUGGACCAAACGCUGCCGGAGGUUUAUUCCCAUAGCAAAUGUGGUGUUAAAAGACCGCCUGAUAGGUUGAUACAUCGCCGGGGAAACGUGUUAAGAUGGACGUGAGGCUGCUACUGAUUUCAGUUCUUCUGGGACUCAGCAGGGCACAAAUAGAUGGUAACGAAUGCACCAAGGCCUCGGCCCAGUCCUGUGGAGAAUGCAUUCAGGCCGGAGAAAAGUGUGGCUGGUGCACAGACGAGGACUUUCUAAAACAAGGUGAACAGAAGUCCACACGUUGUGAUGAGAUUGAAGCUCUGAUUAAGAAGGGCUGUUCUAAAGCCAACAUAGAAAAUCCUCGAGGAACUGUUAGCGUCAACGAAAACCGAUCUUUAACAGACCGCUCAAAGGAUGGAGCAAAACUGAAGCCAGAACAGAUCACCCAGAUUCAACCACAGAAACUCACUCUAGACCUCCGAUCAGGUGAAGCUCAGACAUUCAAUCUGACAUUCAGGAGGGCUGAGGGUUAUCCUGUUGAUCUCUACUACCUGAUGGACCUCAGCUACUCAAUGAAAGAUGAUUUAGAGAACGUCAAAAACCUGGGAACCGACCUCAUGGUUGAAAUGCAAAAGAUCACAACUGACUUCAGAAUUGGCUUUGGCUCCUUUGUGGAGAAAACUGUCAUGCCAUACAUCAGCACGACACCAGCCAAGCUGCUAAACCCCUGUACGUCGGACCAGAACUGCACAAGCCCGUUCAGCUAUAAAAAUGUGCUUAAAUUGACUUCCAAUGGAUCUGAGUUUAACAGCCUCGUUAGCGGGCAACAGAUCUCAGGAAACCUGGACUCACCAGAGGGAGGGUUCGAUGCUAUCAUGCAAGUGGCUGUCUGUGGGGAUGAGAUCGGCUGGAGGGAUAAUGCCCGUCUGCUUGUGUUUUCCACGGAUGCUGGAUUUCACUUCGCCGGAGACGGAAAACUGGGCGGCAUCGUGCUUCCUAAUGACGGGAAAUGCCAUCUGCAGAAUAACAUGUACACCAUGAGCCAUUACUAUGACUAUCCUUCGAUCGCACAUCUUGUUCAGAAAUUAAGUGAAAACAACAUUCAGACCAUUUUUGCAGUAACUGAGGAGUUCCAGCCUGUUUACCAGGAGCUGAAAAACCUCAUUCCAAAGUCAGCUGUGGGAACGCUAUCCUCUGACUCCGGCAAUGUGAUAAAACUCAUUAUUGAUGCAUAUAAUUCUCUGUCCUCAGAGGUCAUUCUGGAGAACAGUAGGCUCCCUGAAGGUGUUUCCAUCUCCUACAUCUCCCACUGCAAGAAUGGAGUGAGCGAAAAAGGAGAAAAUGGAAGAAAGUGCUCCAAUAUCUCUAUUGGAGAUCAGGUAACAUUUGAGGUAGCGGUCACGGCUAAAGGCUGUCCGUCUAAUGGCAAAUCAGAGACUAUAAAAAUCAAGCCGCUGGGCUUCAAUGAGAGUGUGGAGAUCAUUCUCAACUUCAUCUGCGAAUGUGAGUGUCAUGCACACAGAAUCUCGAACAGUCAGAACUGUAGCAACGGCAAUGGCACUCUGGAGUGUGGAGCAUGCAGGUGCAAUGAGGGACGUAUCGGUAGGGUAUGUGAAUGUAGUAAAAAAGAGGUGAGAACAGAAGAUCUGGACGCAAACUGCCGCAUGGAUAACGGGACGGACAUUUGCAGCAACAAUGGAGACUGCGUUUGUGGAACGUGUGAGUGCAAGAAAAGAGACAACCCAGAGGAGAGAUACAGCGGAAAGUUCUGUGAAUGUGACAACUUCAAUUGCGACCGCUCCAACAAUAAGCUCUGCGGAGGUCAUGGUCGUUGUGAAUGCCGAAAGUGUAUCUGUGACGCUAACUACACAGGCAGUGCGUGCGACUGCUCUCUGGACACCUCCACUUGCCUGGCCACUAACAAACAGAUCUGUAACGGACGGGGCACCUGUGAGUGUGGCGCGUGUAAAUGCACCGACUCAAAGUUUCAGGGUCCAACCUGUGAAAUCUGCCCAACCUGCCCUGGAGUUUGUACUGAACACAAGGAUUGCGUCCAGUGCAGAGCAUUUGGUACCGGGGACAAGAAAGACACGUGUGAGAAACAAUGUAGUUAUUUCAAUCUCAUAAUGAAGAAGAGGAAGGAUGAACUUCCUCAGCCCAACGACCAGCCCUACAUCAAUCAUUGCAAAGAGCGUGACGCUAACGACUGCUGGUUCUUCUUCACCUACGCUACCAAGAACGACAGCACCGUUGAGGUUCACGUGGCGGAGGAACUUGAGUGUCCCUCUGGUCCUGAUAUUAUCCCCAUCGUAGCGGGUGUGGUCGCAGGAAUCGUUCUGAUUGGUUUAGCACUUCUGCUCAUCUGGAAGCUGCUCAUGAUUAUUCACGACCGCAGAGAGUUCGCCAAGUUCGAGAAGGAGAAGAUGAACGCCAAGUGGGACACGCAAGACAACCCAAUAUACAAGAGCCCCAUUAAUAAAUUCCAGAAUCCAAGUUAUGGAAAUAAGGGCGUCACCCUCUGAGGUGAGAACCCCAUUUACAAGAGUGCUGUGACAACGGUGGUCAACCCUAAGUACGAGGGCAAGUAAUGGAUGAAUGUGUCCAUCUUUAAGCAACACUGUAUGCAGAACAGUUCAAGAGGAACGGAAGAGUUGAAGAUCACUUUUAUUUUCUUUUUUUAUGUGUUUUUGAAUCACCUUUUGCCUGUGCAUUUGCCACUGUUCAGUAUAAUCUAUUAACCUGUGUUUCUAUGCAUCAUUUUGGAACUGUACAGUAUGUAUAAACUUAACUUUUUACUUGAUUUUUAGCCAUGGAUCUGCCUUGUUUUUCUGAAUGUUUAAACUGAUCAUGGUGGGUUCGAUAACAGGGGUUUUGUAGGUAAGAUGUGGUCAAGUAUGUAUGAAGAAUGAAUAUCCACAAAGACAAGACACAAGUACUGGCUUGAGUCAAGUUGGUGUCUUAUGAUGGUACAGGAAACUUUCUGAACCUGUGGAUGGAGUGUCCUGUCACUGGUAUAGUAGGUAGCUGUAGCGGACCACUGCUGUUUGUACACAUGGUGCUUUUCAUGUAGACGCUUAUGUCUGCAUAAUCCUGGACGAUUCGAGUCCAGAUUCUAAUGUUUAGAUCUACGCGACUGGAUCUGUGUGCUCACGUCGCCUUUCUUUGGUCUGCGAGUCAGGUGGUUUAGCAGCCUUUUAUUGUGCACAUUGACAUGUUAAUGAAUCUAAAAUGGGUUUAGUAUCUUUUUAAUUACGUCACACAAAAAGUGUACAAGUUUUGUUGUAAUUUCAUUUGUCAAGUGAUUUAAAUGCAUUGGACUUGGCAACAUCUGAGUUGUUUGAAAAAUCUUAGAGGGACAUUUUCUUCAUCGUCUGUGAAUGGAACAAUCAACUUAAUUAUUACUAUUAUUAUUAUAAUAAUUGAAAACAUAAGUGUAAAGUCAUAUGAAAAGAUCUUCAGGUUUUGUUUGAAGAAUGAGGAAAUGAAAACUCAGGUCCUGAAUUUCUCUCUAUCACUGAUGCCAAAUAUUUACGUCUACUGUGCAAGAACUUUAUUCCAGAUGUGGACUUCACAUUGUUUUUGUAAUUUAAUUAGUCCCUUUGUAACGAAAUUGUUCAUAAAUGAGGCUAACUGCUCAGAUUAUUGUCGGUAAAGAUCAGUGUUAAAGAAAGAUUACUUUUUUUUUCCUUUUUCACCUUUUUUUUUUAAUCUCUAAAGCGUUUAAAAGCUUUUAAUCAUGUUACAUACACACUUUGCAUUUUAAAGUGCCUUUUUCAUUUUUGCAUCAUGCCCACUGUCUUUUGUUUCUAGGAGUUAUUUAUUAAAAUAAACAACCCAAAACACUGGA